GACAGACCUGCAUCUCAAUCUACACUUUUUUUUUGAUACAUCCCUCUCUCUCCAUCUCUAUGCGAUUCAAAAACAGAGUUUGGGAGAUUUAUCGCGAAAACCUAAAUCGAUCCUGAUGUGAAAUUCAGUUGCUCUGAUUCUAGGACGGCGACGUUCGAUUAGUUGGAUUUCUGUCUGGAUGAGCUGAGGAGAAGAAGAACUAAUCACGAAAUUUCGAAAUUCUGUGCUAUAAUAUACAGAUAUACUCCGUUUAAUAGUUCGCUACUUUCUCGGGAAAUGCCAAGUAUUGGUGUGAAACUGUAUAGCGUAUUCUUCAAAUUCAUGCUCAAGCAUCGCUUGCAGAGCCGAUUGCAGGCUCCGGAAAACGAUGCUGUCGGUGGCACCGGCGGUACCUUUGGGGUGACGUCACGGCCGUCGGAGGAGUCAGCGGCGGCUGCCAAUCCUUUGUUCACCGAUGGCGUCGCGACCAAGGAUGUUCAUAUCGAUCCCGUGACUUCGGUAUCUGUUCGUGUUUUUCUUCCUGAAACCUGCCUUAAUUUCCCUGACUCGAAAUCGAAAUCUGGUGGUCCCUUAUUAGAUCAAAAUCGGUCACUUACUCGUCGAUAUAGUCACGGAUCGUUGGAUAAUAGUGUUGUUUCCGGCAGCAAUGCUGUGAUUGUGAAGAAUGUUGAUAGCAGUCUUCGAAGAAGUAGUUAUGGAUUUAGUGUUGAUGAUGCGAAUUUGAAAUCUGAAAAUGGAACCUACAGAGGGUAUAAUCCUGCUGGGAGAGGCAGUCGGCGGUUGCCGGUGAUGCUGCAGUUUCACGGUGGGGGUUUUGUUAGUGGGAGCAAUGAUUCGGUGGCGAAUGAUUUCUUCUGUAGGCGGAUUGCUAGAUUGUGCGAUGUGAUUGUGUUGGCUGUGGGCUAUAGGCUGGCUCCGGAGAAUAAGUACCCAUCUGCAUUCGAGGAUGGAUUGAAAGUGCUGCACUGGCUUGCAAAGCAGGCGAAUUUGGCGGAAUGUACCAAGUCGUUGGGCAGUUCAAAGGGAGCAGGGGUCGAUUUGAGGAGGUCAGAGGGUAAUUGGCAUGUCGCCGAUGCAUUUGGAGCUUCCAUGGUGGAGCCCUGGUUGGCUGCUCAUGGAGAUCCAUCCAGAUGUGUACUUCUCGGAGUGAGUUGUGGAGCAAAUAUUUCUGACUAUGUGGCAAGGAAAGCUAUAGAAGCCGGUAAGCUUUUGGACCCAGUAAAGGUGGUAGCCCAGGUUUUGAUGUAUCCCUUUUUUAUCGGAAGUGUACCAACACACUCCGAGAUAAAACUGUCAAACUCCUACUUCUAUGACAAAGCAAUGUGCAUACUUGCAUGGAAACUCUUCUUGCCAGAAGAGGAGUUCAGCCUGGACCACCCUGCUGCCAACCCGCUAGUCUCUGGUCGAGGAGGACCUCCUCUGAAGCGGAUGCCUCCAACCUUGACUGUGGUGGCCGAACAAGACUGGAUGAGGGAUCGAGCGAUUGCUUACUCAGAAGAGCUUCGGAAGGUGAAUGUUGAUGCUCCUGUUCUCGAGUACAAGGAUGCAGUUCAUGAAUUUGCUACACUUGAUAUGCUUCUUAAGACUCCUCAAGCUCAGGCCUGCGCGGAGGACAUUGCCAUCUGGGUCAAGAAGUUUAUCUCGUUGCGUGGUCACGAGUUCUCUUAUUGAAUCCUUGCAAUGGCUUCAGCACCAAUCUUCCAUGACCGAGGUGAUUGGUGAGCAUCUGUUGUUGGAGUUUGUACAAUCUUUAUUUGUAUAUGGCUCUCCAAGAUGACAUGACCAAGCUAGUUGGUUGGUGAUUUCAUUUCACUUUUUCCUUGUUUCUUAUCUGAGAUCAGAAUCUAGCUGAGUUUAAAAGCUGCAACUUGUCAAUGAAUUUUGUAUGUUGUCUUAUUCUUUUAUUAUGUACAAUAGGUAUAAAAUUAGUCAAAAUUGAUGAGUUGUGUAGCAUCCUUGAAUGCAAUGAAUAUGACCUUUUUUCACAA
Salvia splendens (bonfire salvia) is the source of this 1988-nucleotide messenger RNA. RefSeq names its product probable carboxylesterase 11. The transcript has 2 exons. NCBI's taxonomy places the organism in Eukaryota, Viridiplantae, Streptophyta, Magnoliopsida, Lamiales, Lamiaceae. The record is from RefSeq and is a predicted model, not a curated record. Gene Ontology annotation, molecular function: hydrolase activity. Bases 277 to 1671 code for a protein of 464 amino acids.